AUGGCGGACGCUAAGACGGCGCCUGCGGUGACUCUCCGCACCCGUAAGUUCAUGACGAACCGUCUCCUCUCACGCAAGCAAUUCGUGCUCGAGGUGAUCCACCCCGGCCGCGCCAACGUGUCCAAGGCGGAUCUCAAGGAGCGUCUGGCCAAGAUUUAUGAGGUGAAGGACUCGAACUGCAUCUUUGUGUUCAAGUUCCGCACCCACUUCGGAGGCGGCAAGUCCACCGGCUUCGGCCUCAUCUACGAUAACCUCGAGGCUGCCAAGAAGUUCGAGCCCAAGUACAGGCUGAUCAAACGGGCUAGCCACCAAGGUAGAGAAAUCACGCAAGCAGAUCAAGGAGAGGAAGAACAGAACGAAGAAGAUCCGUGGAGUCAAGAAGACAAAGGCCGGGGAUGCCAAGAAGAAAUAAGAAAAUAUUCUUGA
Messenger RNA from Triticum turgidum subsp. durum (durum wheat), 426 nucleotides. The record is from the annotation of a GenBank genome assembly. NCBI's taxonomy places the organism in Eukaryota, Viridiplantae, Streptophyta, Magnoliopsida, Poales, Poaceae.